This is a messenger RNA of Andrographis paniculata, 2006 nucleotides long. Its product is annotated as cytochrome P450 CYP749A22-like. Gene Ontology annotation, molecular function: iron ion binding; monooxygenase activity; heme binding. The record is from RefSeq and is a predicted model, not a curated record. Bases 344 to 1903 code for a protein of 519 amino acids. NCBI's taxonomy places the organism in Eukaryota, Viridiplantae, Streptophyta, Magnoliopsida, Lamiales, Acanthaceae. The transcript is spliced from 5 exons.
UACUAGUAAAACAAAAUAAUAAAAAUCAAUGGCGGUCACGUGCAAAGCGUGCGGAAUUCCUCCCCACCCCUAAUUCCAACUCAAUACAAACAAACCCGCCACCAUCACUUCGCCGGCGCCGCCCGCCGCCGCCGCCGCCAACAAAACUCCCAACCCUAUUCUUCACCCCAUAACUGUAACAGAAACCUCAUUCUCCUCCAUUUAUUACAAUUCACAAAUCAAAUCCGAAAAAAUUCCCCCAAUCCUUGUCCGAAAAUCAUUAACAACCCCACACCAAACCAGGUUGCCUUAAAAUUAGAAACACAAAUCGAUCGAGAUCCCCAAAUUAAUUCGAAGAUAGAGAAUGGCGUUACCAGUCUUCGUUCUUCUUCAAAAUUUUCCGAUUGUCUUGGUCGUUUGUUGUGCAGUCGUCGUCCUCGUAACUUUGUCGAGGUUAAUCUACAAGCUAUGGUGUCGGCCGAUCCUCGUCCAGAAUCGUCUGCGCGCGCAGGGGCUGAAGGGGAAUUCUUACAGAUUCUUACAUGGCGACAACUGCGAGAUUGUCCGAAUGAAGGAGGAGGCGAUCAAAGCCCCCUGCGAGCUGACUCACCACGAUCUGUUCCCCAGGAUCGUCCCCCAUUACCAUGCCUGGAUGAAGCUUUAUGGUGAAAAUUUCUUCUAUUGGAUGGGUCCUAAGGCAGCUGUUGUAGUGACUGAGGCAGAACUUGUUAAGGAAGUGUUGGGCAACAACGAUGGAGCGUUCGGAAAGGUUAAGGUUGUAGGACACGCCAAGAAAUAUUUGGGAGACGGCCUUGUUGUCGCCGAGGGCCAAAAGUGGUCGAGGCUCCGGAAAAUUGCUAAUCAUGCUUUUCAUGGAAAUUGCCUAAAGGAAAUGUUUCCGGCGAUGGUAGCGAGCGUCGACACAAUGCUGGUCCGUUGGGCGAGCGAGGGCAGCCGAGAGGUCGAAGUGACCGAAGAGUUUCGGAUUUUGACGUCGGAAGUGAUUUCUCGGACAGCCUUUGGAAGUAGUUAUAUCGAAGGGAAGAACAUAUUCAAAAUGCUGACGGAGUUAGGAAACCUCGUCGCAAAAAACAUGCACAAGAUGACAUUUUUCGGGCUAGAGAAGCUUUGGCGAUUCAAAGAGGAGAUUGAAUCCGAUAAAAUAGAGAAAUCUUUGCACGACUCUGUAAUGACAUUGAUAAGGAAACGGGAAGAAAGUGUGAAGAGUGGCUUCGGGAAAGACUUUCUCGGAUCGCUCUUGAAAGUGCAUCACGACAACGAUCCCAAUACGAGGAUUUCCGUAGACGAUGUCAUCGACGAAUGCAAGGUUUUCUACAUUGCCGGGCACGAGACGACAAGCACCGUAAUGCCGUGGAUCGUCGUCCUCUUAUCGGUUUACACCGAUUGGCAAGACAAAGUACGGCAAGAGGUGUUGCAAAUUUUCGGUCAGGACAAGCCGACGCCCGAAGGCAUCUCGAGGAUGAAAAUCUUAACAAUGGUGAUCAACGAAACGCUAAGGUUGUACACUCCGGUGGUGGCGCUCAACCGGAAAGUCGACAAGAAAACCAAGCUCGGGAGAUACGAGAUUCCGGCGAACGUCGAAUUGAUCGUCCCGUCACUAGCUCUCCAUCGGAAUCCCGAAAUAUGGGGCGAUGAUGCCCACCUCUUCAAUCCGGAGAGGUUUUCGGAAGGCGUGGCGAAAGCCACAAAUGGGAUGCUCUCGGCAUUUAUCGCAUUUGGAUACGGACCUCGAUCAUGUGUUGGCAAUAACUUUGCUAUGAACGAGAUCAAGAUAACGCUUGCGAUGAUCCUUCAACGGUAUAAGUUUGUGUUGUCGAAGAAUUACGUCCAUUCGCCUUUCCAAUUUUUGACUAUUAACGCUCGGCACGGAGUCCCUAUUGUUCUACAUCCGUUGGAGGAGUAAGGACGUUGUCUACGUACUGUAUUUCUAUACGAUACAUGUAUUUUUAGUCCUGUAUGUGACAUCUUUUUUACUUUAAUGUUUUUAAGAAGAAUAUGUUUUAAAA